CGCGGCGGCAGCGUCAUUCAGCUGGCGCGCGUUGCGUGCGUUCUUGUGCGUCGCGCUCGGGUCAGAAGUUGGACGAGCUUGCAGGCUUACACGGCAGGACACACGGCGCGCAGUGCGACACCUUGUGCGAGAGGAAGAUUCGCGAGGGCGAACGGCCUCGGAGGACUGAGCCGUUUACAGGAUUCGAGUUGCAGCAACAGACGCAAUCUCGUAGACAGCGACACGCUCGGCAGGAAGAGAUGAGGUGCAGAACAAAGCUAAUAGUGCUGUGCGCGUUGAGCAUUCUCGGCGAGCCGUCGUUCGCGGCGAGCGAGUCUGCGUCAGCCACUUCAUCCUCGUCGUCCGGGUCGUCGUCUCAAUCGCCAGCCACAAGUUUUGCUGGCUACAGUUCACUGGGUGAUACCAAGGAUCAAUUUUCCGGAGAGAAGAGAGCUUCUGCUUACCGCUCGGAGUUCAAGAGGCUACCGCUCUUUACUUUCGGUUUGGGCAAGCGGUUCGCGCCGAGCUUUGAUGCCACGACAUCAAACAAGGUUCAACGAGGAAAUUUCGCCUUCGGCAUGGGUAAAAGGUCAGCUCUGCCUUUCUCGCUGGGACAGGACAAGCGACUAAUCUCGAGGCUAAUGACUACGGGACUUGGCAAGAGAUCAAUUUCAAGGUACAUGACGACGGGCCUGGGUAAAAGGUCCAUCUCAAGGUUGAGAACAACGGGCCUCGGCAAGAGACUGCCGAAAAAUUACGUGAUGGGAUUGGGCAAGCGAGAAGAGUGGAAAAACGUAGGCUUCGGUUUGGGCAAGCGACUCACCUUCAAUGACAAAUCCUUCGGGCUGGGCAAAAGGACGAGCGGCAUGCAAUUCGGCUUGGGCAGGAGAUCAUCGAGCGGCAUGCAAUUCGGCUUGGGCAAAAGAUCAUCGAGCGGCAUGUUCGGACUGGGCAAGAGGGACAACUACGACGACGAGGAUGACGACGGGGUGAUAGACUACGACCAAGCCCUCGACGCAUAUACGCAAGACAAGCGCAAGUUCGACCUCGGUUUAGGUAAGCGGGUAAUGGAGCUGUACAACGAUUUACCGGAGGAAGAAAAACGCGGCAACAACUUGAACUUUGGCAUGGGCAAGAGAUACAUCGAAGACGAGGAUUACGAAGACGAAGCGCUCCUCGACUAAGCAUUUAAAGUCAAUCUGGCCGUUCGUUAAUGAUUAUGCGCGGAUGACCGUUUGGGUGGGAAAAGUACGCUUUCUGCUUAGAACUUAAGAGUUUCGAAUGAGCUUGAAGCGAAUGACGAGUAAGAAAGAAUAAAAAUAAAUAAGCUAGAGCAAAUCGUGAAACCAAAUAAUUUAUCUCUCCGACAUAAAUGCAACUUUAAGCGUCAAUUCAUACCACUGAUAAAUUUGUAACUUGGAGCAUGUCUGCAGGCGCGGAAUCGAAAGUGAAGUCUCAGUACUUUUGUGGCUGUGCUAUAAUGAGAAGUUUCGCUCGCGCACCUGUCGCGCGCGAACUUUCGCGUUCGUUUACGUAAAGAGAUAAGCCGAGCGACGAUUAUCACCGCUUUACGUGUAAACGCGCAUCUCGCCGCGUACCUUAUUCUCACACGUACUCCCGUCGCAUUUCAAUACACCUGCACGUUCAUAAGCAAAUAUGUGUACUCUUUAAUGGCAUUUUGAUCGACUAAUCUGUAUAGUGUCUCUGUAAAAUAAAUAAU
Molecule: messenger RNA, 1699 nt
Organism: Phymastichus coffea
Lineage: Eukaryota; Metazoa; Arthropoda; Insecta; Hymenoptera; Eulophidae
Gene: Apime-ASTA
Product: allatostatin A-like
Exons: 4
Coding region: 240-1163 (307 amino acids)
Source: RefSeq, a predicted model, not a curated record